Kazachstania africana CBS 2517 is the source of this 2109-nucleotide messenger RNA. It is a transcript of the gene HDA1, whose product is annotated as histone deacetylase HDA1. The record is from RefSeq and is a predicted model, not a curated record. Gene Ontology annotation, molecular function: histone deacetylase activity. Gene Ontology annotation, biological process: chromatin organization. The coding region runs from base 1 to 2109 and encodes 702 amino acids. Lineage: Eukaryota; Fungi; Ascomycota; Saccharomycetes; Saccharomycetales; Saccharomycetaceae. Gene Ontology annotation, cellular component: histone deacetylase complex. The transcript has a single exon.
AUGCAGUCAAACAUGACUUCUUCAGCGAUGGAAGGCUCUACGAAGAGGAAGCAAGAAGAGGAAAAUCUAGAAAGUUUGAAUGUGGUUCCUAAGAGACAAGUGAUUGUCCCUACAAAGAAACCACAAGUUCAUUACAUACCGUUGAAGACGGGUCUCUGUUAUGACGUGAGAAUGAGAUACCAUGCAAAGAUCUUCACGUCAUAUUUCGAAUACAUAGAUCCUCAUCCAGAGGAUCCUCGAAGAAUCUAUCGUAUCUACAAGAUCCUCGCGGAAAACGGUCUCAUUAAUGAUACUAUGUUAAGUGGUGUUGAUGAUAUUGGUGAUAUUAUGCUAAAGAUCCCCGUCAGGGAAGCCACUGCUGAUGAAAUCCUAGAAGUUCAUUCCCGUGAACAUUUAGAAUUUCUGGAAAGCACAACGACAAUGAAUAGGGAAGUUUUACUGAAGGAAACUGAGAAAGGUGAUUCCGUAUAUUUUAAUAACGAUUCCUACAUGAGCGCUAAGUUAUCCUGUGGGGGCGCAAUCGAAGCUUGCAAAGCUGUUGUUGAAGGUAAAGUCAAGAAUGCAUUGGCAGUAGUCAGACCUCCGGGACAUCACUCUGAACCAGAAUCAUCUGGUGGGUUUUGUCUUUUCAGUAACGUAGCUGUUGCUGCUAAAAAUAUCCUAAAAAAUUAUCCUGAAAGUGUAAGAAAAAUAAUGAUCUUAGAUUGGGAUAUUCACCAUGGUAACGGUACUCAAAAGGCUUUCUAUCAAGAUGAGAGAGUCUUAUACGUUUCCCUGCAUAGGUUCGAAGCAGGUAAGUACUAUCCUGGCACGGUCCAAGGCCAAUACGACCAAUGCGGUGAAGGUAAAGGUGAAGGUUUCAAUUGUAAUAUUACUUGGCCCACCGGUGGUGUUGGUGAUGCAGAAUAUAUGUGGGCAUUUGAACAAAUCGUCAUGCCAAUGGGAAGAGAGUUUCAACCAGAUUUGGUGAUUAUAUCUUCAGGAUUUGACGCAGCUGAUGGUGAUGUCAUCGGUCAGUGUCAUGUUACUCCAAGUUGCUAUGGUCAUAUGACACAUAUGUUGAAGUCUUUAGCAAGAGGUAACCUUGUUGUGGUUCUUGAAGGUGGUUAUAAUUUAGAUUCUAUUGCAAUUAGUGCAUUAAGCGUGGCCAAGACGUUGAUUGGUGAACCACCUGAUGAACUUCCGGACCCAUUGAAGGAUCCCAAACCAGAGGCCCUGGAAAUGAUUUAUAAAGUUAUAAAAAUCCAAAGUAAAUACUGGAAAUGUUUCAAACGGAGACAUGGUAAUUAUAACAUAAAUUUCAGUGAAGUCGCUAGUGAUACGCUCGCAACGAAAACUUUCCCAUUACAAACAGCUAUACGUCAACAGCAAUAUUACAACCUUUUCAAAGAAUAUGACUUCGUUAAGUUUCCCACAGCAAACCUUAAGCUACCGGAUGAUUUGAUUCUUUGUUCUCCAAAUAUUCAUACAGCAGAAACUGUAAUAAUCAUAGUCCAUGAUACGCCUCAAAUAUGGCUUGAAAAAGAUAUAAUAUCAAAUACUGUUGAUCCAUGUUCUUCCAUAAUCAUAGACUCCACUCUCGAUUUUCUCAAAUGGGCCCACAAUAGGAAAUACGGUAUAAUUGACGUCAAUAUACCGCAGUCACUAAUAUACGGUGACGAAAAUCCAGAUAAUUAUUCGUCCUUGAUCAAUGCUCAAGAAAUUUUACUCUUCCUAUGGGAUAAUCAUAUUAAGUUUCUCAACGAAGUGAACAAGAUUGCAUUUAUUGGUGUUGGUGAUUCAGUUUCAGGCGUGGUACACUUGUUAGGUCAUAGAGACACCAAGGAAAGAGUAAAAGCCGUAAUCAAUUUUAUGGCUGAUAAACAACUGAAACCGCUGGUUCCAUUAGUGGACGAAUCAUUAAGCGAUUGGUACUUUAAGAAUUCUCUGGUCUUUUCAAAUAGAACACAUCCUUGUUGGGGUGAUAAAGAAAACAAAAAACCAAGAAAGAAAUACGGUAGAGUAUUAAGGUGCGAUACUGAUGGAUUGAAUAGUACCAUCGAGGAAAGAUUUGACGAAGCCACUGAUUUUAUACUGGAUUCUUUUGAAGAAUGGAGCGAUAGUGAAUAA